This is a messenger RNA of Nematostella vectensis (starlet sea anemone), 2424 nucleotides long. RefSeq lists its product as uncharacterized. The transcript is spliced from 2 exons. Bases 150 to 1049 code for a protein of 299 amino acids. The record is from RefSeq and is a predicted model, not a curated record. NCBI's taxonomy places the organism in Eukaryota, Metazoa, Cnidaria, Anthozoa, Actiniaria, Edwardsiidae.
UGCCUGAAGCAGAGGGAGAGGACACGGCUUUUCGGCUAUGCCAGGGUGAGCCCCGUGAGAAUAGAUCGUUGCGAUCUGUUUGGGACUCCUGUGGUUGACCAUGAGACACGAGGCGCUGGGGACGCUGGGGGGGAGUCCGUUAAAACAAAAUGGCGUCUUGUGAUGCCGCCGUUGGCGCCGAAAGUUCAAAUAACGGAAUAAAAGAAGCUCUAAAGAGGAAAAUGACAGAGAAUCUAAAUAAGAAGGAAGAAGCCGAAAGUUCUAAAGAAGAAGUAAAAGAAGUUCUAAAGAGGAAAAUGACAGAGAAUCUGAAUAAGAAGGAGGAAAUGAGAAAAAUAAGCGAACAAAAUAUCCAAAAGAAAAACCUGCACUUACUCAAGUUAGGAGCUUUGCAGGAGGAAUUAACACGUAGGAGAUUUCGAUGUGAAGUUUUGGAAAUCGCAUGCCCUGUACAUGACCCUGCCUCGCCAUUUGCCGCUUCUAAAAACAUUCCUACAGCUGCUUUACUUGUUUAUCGACGAGGCAGUUGCAGCUAUAGUGUGGAGACUGGCCCGUUUGAAUCUGUAAGGCUUGUUAUUUACCCUGACUACACAUGGAGGCUGGACGUUCCCAUUUUGGGGUACAUUGUCAUAGACAGAGGGGUGUUAGCAAAGAAGGGUGAGGCGCUGGAGGUUGCUCAGAAGGUCCUCAAUGAGUCCUGUGUGUUUUGCCCUGGGCUAGUUGGAAUAGAAGACUUUAAGAUAAGCCUCGGCUACACCCCAAAAGGCAUAGAAUUAAUUAAAGGUAGUUACCACUCCAAGCAGUGUAAGCUGUGGCACAUGCCAAGAACCAGUCACAAUGAUGAACCUUUCAAUGAAGAUUUUAGGAUGCUAAAUACUUGCGGGCCAUGCAAGAGAAUCCGCUGCUAUGUCAGGAAACAAGUAAAAUCAAAGAAAAAAGUAGACAGCGCAGUAAGAUGUAAGAAACAAAACUCAUCCAAUUCCUGUCAUAUCAAGUUUCUGUCACCAAAAAGCAAAACAAAACGCUCAAGAGAUACUUCUCCGCAAUGAUGGUACUUGGACAAGCAAGUAAGAAAGUUAUACAAGAGAACUAAGGUGUAAUUACCCAUACAGGAACUCUCUCUGUUGAUCCAGGCAAUAAAAGAGUAUGUUGAUGGUCAGAGAGAGCUUGAAGCUAUCUUUGAAAAGGGAAAUGACAUUGCCAAUUGUGGUGGGGGGAACCUGGGGGAAUUCCAUGCAGUAUAUGGAACAAGAAUACGGCUCACUUCUACAAUGAUCAACUAAGUAUACUAUAGCUUGAAUCUGUUUUCCAAAUUCUGCAUCAAGAAAUCCUCAAGUUACCAUAUCCUGCAAUGCAAAAAGGUUAUCAAGGGAGAUAACAGCCCUGGAAUAGAGCACCAUUUCCCCAUAAAAACACAGAGUUACCUGGGGUUGCCAAGACAGGAGAAGAAAAAAUAAAAUUAAGAAACCAUUGACGCCUUGUGCAACCAAAAUGUUACUGUCUUCGACAAAAAACUUGUCUCUAGUGUGAAGAGCCUGUCUGAGACAAAAAACUUGUCUCUAGUGUGAAGAGCCUAUCUUAGACAAAAAACUUGUCUCAAGUGUGAAGAGCCUGUCUUAGACAAAAAACUUGUUUCUAGUGUGAAGAGCCUGUCUUAGACAAAAAACUUGUCUCUAGUGUGAAGAGCCUGUCUUAGACAAAAAACUUGUCUCUAGUGUGAAGAGCGUGUCUUAGACAAAAAACUUGUCUCUAGUGUGAAGAGCCUGUCUUCGACAAAAACUUGUCUCUAGUGUGAAGAGCCUGUCUGAGACAAAAAACUUGUCUCUAGUGUGAAGAGCCUGUCUUAGACAAAAAACUUGUCUCUAGUGUGAAGAGCCUGUCUUAGACAAAAAACUUGUCUCUGGUGUGAAGAGCCUGUCUUAGACAAAAAACUUGUCUCUAGUGUGAAGAGCCUGUCUUAGACAAAAAACUUGUCUCUAGUGUGAAGAGCCUGUCUUAGACAAAAAACUUGUCUCUAGUGUGAAGAGCCUGUCUUAGACAAAAAACUUGUCUCUGGUGUGAAGAGCCUGUCUUAGACAAAAAACUUGUCUCUAGUGUGAAGAGCCUGUCUUAGACAAAGUCAAGACAAGUCUUGGUUUUAGCAGGGAGUUAAUUCCCUGGAUUCAGGCAGAUUAUUCUGAAAUACCAGCAAAGUUUUUGCAUUGUUUUAUUCUAAACUCCAAGAGAUUCUUGCUGAUAUAAGUGCAAAGAAUUUUUCUCCAGCAAAGUCUUGCACAUUAUUUAUCCUCCUUAAAUCUGUUUAUUCAGCCAGCCUAGUAGAAUUCAAGACUGGAGUAUUAGGAUAUUGUUUAUUUUUCAUUCAUAUGUGUAUGUGAUCCUUUACUAUCAAUUAUCUUUGAACUUAAUAAACGUUGCUUGGAGGUG